This is a messenger RNA of Pygocentrus nattereri (red-bellied piranha), 5801 nucleotides long. It is a transcript of the gene ddr2l, whose product is annotated as discoidin domain receptor family, member 2, like. The coding region runs from base 1 to 2616 and encodes 871 amino acids. Gene Ontology annotation, biological process: multicellular organism development; protein phosphorylation; cell surface receptor protein tyrosine kinase signaling pathway. The transcript is spliced from 16 exons. NCBI's taxonomy places the organism in Eukaryota, Metazoa, Chordata, Actinopteri, Characiformes, Serrasalmidae. Gene Ontology annotation, molecular function: ATP binding; protein tyrosine kinase collagen receptor activity; collagen binding. Gene Ontology annotation, cellular component: membrane; signaling receptor complex. The record is from RefSeq and is a predicted model, not a curated record.
AUGUUACUGUUCCUGCUGCUGGUCCUGAACUCUAAAACCAACGCUCAGAUAGAUCCAGCGCUCUGCCGUUAUCCUCUCGGCAUGGAGGACGGCAGGAUAAAAAACGAUGACAUCACAGCCUCUAGCCAAUGGUACGACACGACCGGGCCACAGUACGGAAGGCUGAACAGAGAGGAGGGAGAUGGUGCCUGGUGUCCUGCUGGUCAACUGCAGCCAUCAGAUGUUCAGUAUCUUCAGCUGGACCUGCGCCACCUCACCUUCGUCACCGUGGUGGCCACACAGGGCCGCUAUGCCCGCAGCUCUGGCAACGAGUUCGCCCGCAAAUACCGUCUGGACUACAGCCGUGACGGCCACCGCUGGAUCUCCUGGAGGAACCGCUCCGGGAACGAGAUCAUCGUGGGGAAUGUGAACACAUACGCUUCGGUGGUGAAAGACCUUCAUCCCCCCAUCAUCACACGCUUCCUGCGCCUCAUCCCCGUAACUGACGCCGUACACACCGUGUGUAUGCGUGUGGAGGUGUUCGGCUGUCCUUGGCAAGAUGGGUUGACGGCAUACAGUGCUCCAGAGGGUCAGACCAUGAUGGCUCCAGGCUAUCCCAUCACCUCCCUCAAUGAUUCCACCUACGAUGGCGUCCUGGAGCGCAGGAGGCUGCUGGGUGGGCUUGGUCAGAUGACAGACGGUGUGAUUGGUCAGGAUGAUUUUGUCCCGAUGCUGCAGUACCAGCUGUGGCCGGGUUACGAUUACGUCGGCUGGAGAAACGACAGCUUGGGUCCUGGAUACGUGGAGAUGGAGUUUCAGUUCGACAGACAGAGGAACUUCACCUCCAUGAAGGUGCACAGUAACAACAUGUUCUCUCGGGGAGUGAAGGUGUUCUCGUCCGUGUCGUGUGCCUUUAAGCCCCAUCUGAUCUCGGAGUGGGAGACGGAGCCGGUGGAGUUCUCCACAGUGCUGGACGACCGGAACCCCAGCGCUCGCUACGUCACGGUGCCGUUAGAGAGGCGCUCGGGAACCGCGCUCCGCUGCAGGUUCUUCUUCGCCGACACCUGGAUGAUGUUCAGCGAGAUCUCCUUCCAGUCUGCAACCAACCCAGUGCCCACUCCACGGCCUCCAGUGAUGACCUCCCCGCCGUCUGUAACAGAGAGCCAAGCGCUGACCACGCUGAAGACAGACGUCACCAUGACAACACCCAAACCGCAGCCUCCUGAAGAGGGCGGUACCUCUGUUCUGAUUGGCUGUCUGGUCACCAUCAUUCUCCUGCUGGUGGUGAUCAUCUUCCUGAUCCUCUGGUGCCAGUAUGUGUGUAAAGUGCUGGAGAAGGCUCCGAGGCGCAUCCUGGAGGAGGAGGUGACGGUGCGUUUGUCGUCCUGCAGUGACACCAUCGUGCUGCAGACCCCUCCUGUGCCCCCUCGUAUGUCUCUGGACCCCCCGUAUGAGCGAGUGUUUCUGCUGGACCCUCAGUAUCAGGACCCCGCAGCGCUCAGAGUUAAACUCCCGGAGCUGAGUCAGAGCGCAGAGGCCUCGGAGUGUGGUGGUGGCUAUGCUGAGCCGGACGUUACCCAGUGUACCCCUCAUCAGGGCUUCCAGAACAGCGUGCCGCACUACGCCGAGACCGACAUCGUGAACCUGCAGGGCGUUACUGGGAGCAACAUGUACGCCGUUCCCGCAGUUACCGUCGACUCGCUGACCAGGAAGGACAUCUCAGUGGCCGAGUUUCCACGGGAACACCUUAUCUUCCGAGAGAAGCUGGGGGAGGGCCAGUUUGGGGAGGUGCACCUGUGUGAGGCGGAGGGUUUGGCGGAGUUUUUAGGGGAGGGCGCCCCGUUACCGGAGCAGGACGGGAGAGCUGUGCUGGUGGCUGUAAAACAGCUCAGAGCAGACGCCACCAGUAAUGCCAGGAACGACUUCCUGAAGGAGAUAAAGAUCAUGUCCCGUCUGAACGACCCCAACAUCAUCCGGCUGUUGUGUGUGUGUGUGCACUCUGACCCGCUGUGCAUGGUCACGGAGUACAUGGAGAACGGAGACCUGAACAUGUUCCUCUCGCAGAGAGAGAUCGAGAGCACACUGACUCACGCCAACAACAUACCCUCCGUCAGCAUGGCAGACCUGUUGCACAUGGCGGUCCAGAUAGCGUCAGGGAUGAAGUAUUUGGCGUCUCUUAACUUUGUUCAUCGCGACUUGGCCACGCGCAACUGCCUCCUGGACCGGCAACUCACCAUAAAGAUCUCAGACUUCGGCAUGAGCAGAAACCUGUACAGCAGCGACUACUACCGCAUUCAGGGCCGCGCCGUGCUGCCCAUACGCUGGAUGGCCUGGGAGAGCAUCCUGCUGGGUAAGUUCACCACUGCCAGUGAUGUGUGGGCGUUCGGUGUGACCCUGUGGGAGAUCUUCACUCUGUGUAGAGAACAGCCUUAUAGUCUACUGACGGACGAGCAGGUCAUCGAGAACAGCGGAGAGUUCUUCAGGAACCAGGGCAGACAGAUCUAUCUCUCCCUUCCUCCGCUGUGUCCCUCCUCUCUGUUUGAGCUGAUGAUGCGGUGCUGGAGUCGUGACAUCAGAGACCGGCCAUCCUUCAGCAGUCUGUACCAGGCCCUGCGACCUCACGCCCACCACUCAUGACUCUCGCUCUAGCCAAUCCCCUCAGAACAUGAGCCUAAUCUAACCAGUCAGCUCUGAGGACGAGCCCGGAGGUCAUCUAAUGACUCUCCCUUUACGUGUGGAGUAGAGCGGACCUGGACGGCUGUGACCUUGCGGUGGUGACGGCAGAGAGGAACCAGGAGCCGAUAACGUCUCUCCAGACGUUCAUCUCCAGACGAGGCGUUCUCAGUUGCAGUACUAGAAGACCCCCUGCACUGCAGAGUUUAGUGUUUACCCUGCUCUAAAACACAACCUUAAACUAAUCAUUAAAUUAAUAGUUUGGUGACGAAACGGUUUCAUGCCUGACAUCAGAUGUAGUCGAUCAGCCAAGACACGUUCAGUGUCUGAAGUUUUCUUUUAGUUUUAACUGUAAGUACAAGGCCAACGUAGGUAACAGGUAAUGAAAACUUAGGGCUGUUACACAACAAACCCAAGGAUGUACAUCAAAAAUGCUGAAUUUUUUGGACCAAAGCUAAACAGGGAUGCUGGGUAGGCGACUUCUGUUUAGUCUUGUGGAGCUAUACGUGGUCUUCAGCAAGAAUGCACGUCUGGGGGCAACUUGUUUAACUUUUGUUGCUGGAUUAUGUCCGUGACAAAAAGUUUUCCCUCCUCUCAAAAACCUGCCCAAGUUCCUUUUAAUGUCUGGAGUACAAUCAACAACAUCAGCAAAGCAUGCCGGCUAACGAGACACCAUCAUUAGCUAAUGAUAGCUAAACCUUAAAACCAACAAAAAAGCCAAAAAACCAAACUUCAGACAUCAGACAUCCCUCAGCUGAUCUACAUUUGGAGCUUUUCACCAAACUAUGGCCUUAAUCCUUCCGUGAUUAGGAUCCCGUGAUUUUAGAGCCGGUAGGGAACUACAGUGUGCAGUGUGACGGGUUCUCCAGCGCUGUGACUGGGAAUCCCUGAACUUCGAAGUGAGGAUGUUUCUUCAAUCCAUGGACACUUGAGAUACGUCUUUGUCGUCUGUUUGUUUUGUUCAUUGUUACUUUAUUGAUUUAGUUAUUUUCUUGUUUCCUUUACACGGAUGGUCUUUCUUUGUGGUGUUUUUUUUUUUGUUUGGUUUUUUGCGGUCUCUGGAGAACACUACGUGCUCCAGACCUUAAAGAACCAACUGGAGGAGUGGUUUCUUCUCACAGUCCUGUGGUCCUGUAUCGCUAAGCACUACUGUCUUAACUUCAUGUGUUCAUUUUUCUGUUUAUUUGUGUUGUUUUUGUUCUUUAUUUACUCCCCCACCCCACACUGGAGAUAUUAAGACUUUAUUAUUCUGACUAUAAUGUGGAUAGUUUGAUGUUGAGUGUCAUUUCUGUUUUAUCUUUUUUUUUUUUUUGGUGUUUUGUGAUUAUGAAUGUUCUACAGGUUCAUUUGCGUGAGGUCAGGGUGGAGAGGCAAGCUCCAUCUGGCCUAAAAGCAGAACUACUGUCAUAGUUUAAAGGAACACGUCAGCGCUUUUUGAGCUAAUCUCUGUCUGCUGUGCUUGUGUUGUGCUUUCUGUCGCCGCACGUCGACACGUUUCCUCACGCCGAGUCAAAACGAGCUUAUAAUAGAGGCCACGGCUCAGCAACAGGCGCAACUACCCAUUGGCUUCUAUUAUAAGUUUAGCAUCGGUUCUUUUCCAAGUUCAGAUAAAUGUGUCUAAGUCAUUUUCUGAUAGAAAUUAGGCUGAAAAGGCGCUGGAAAGUUCCUUUAAGAGAGUUGAGCUUUUCCCCGAGAUUUACAGCCACAAACGGACUGACAUGGAGCUGAGCGCACUGUAUCUCUCAUUUCCCCCCAGCCUUUAAUCAGGCCUUCUGUCCAUUCAUCACUGUUACACCUGUAGACUCGAUAGCCUUUCUCCACCAAUGCUGUGGAAGAGGGACUCCCAACCCUGAAGAUCUGAAGAUCUGCUGCCCUGAGGGUUACUUCACAAAGCAUUUUGCUAUUGUCAGAACAAAACCUUGUAUCUCCGAAACGGUAACUUUACAGCAGAAGGAGAAAACCUACUCUACUUUUAAUGGAAGUCAUUGGGUAUACACACAACGUCAACGGUAAUGGGUAUUUUCAAAUUAUGGCAAAAAUGACAAAAAUGGAGAUACGAGGUUUUCUUCCGACCGCAGCGAUGCAGUAGUUCGACCAGAAAUCAGUUUUCCACGCUUCCUCCCUUUCCCAGUCAGCCAAGACAGGUUUGGAGUUCACUUCAUUAGUUUUAGUUCUGGAGCUAAGAGGCUAACACCGCUAACAAGUAACACAAGCUUAUGCUUGCUGCUAGCUUGGUGCUAACUGCACCACACUGUCCUCCAACCGAGUGGAGUUGUUCAGAAAUCUCUGGUGGACUUGAUUUCUUCGCUUCUGGCGCAAAGUUAUGUACAUAAAUGGACAUCAGUACAUUGGCAUGGCUGAAAACGGUCUAUUAACAUCGUAGCACUGUUGAGGCCACUGUGUAGGCGUGCAGUUAGCAUCAUGCUAACUAGUGGGGUGCUAGCUUCCGUUGCUUGUUAGCCAGAUUAGCCUCAUAGCUCUGGUCUAAUGCUUCCUAAAUUAAAUUCCUUCAUGAACAAAUGGGAACUGGGAAGUGGGAGAGGCAGAGUUUCUCAAGGACGCCCGUUUUCUAGUUCUAUGACUUCACUUCUACAUGGAGCUCUGAAGUUCUGUAGUCGGCUCCUUGCCCAUAUCAGGAACUCUGAUUUUAAGUUCAGUAGAUCCCACCAGGAGCUCGGAAUAACGUUGAAAGUGGUGUAAUGUGAAAGAGGCAUUGUAACACUGUUUCACUAGCGGUUAGCAGGCGGAACGUUCUGGGAACGCUCUAGAAAAACUGCUUGUAGUAGCCUAAUGAGCUUUUUCGACCGGAGCCUAUAAAAACCAAGGCCUGGUCGGAUGAUACGUUUGCAGCCUAAUCUUAAACCUUAGCGCGUUAUUCUGUCCCUAUUGCCUUAACUUUAUUGUUCUCAGAAGGCGUUAAUAUUGUGUUGCUUACACGUCAUGUUCUUCAGCCGUGGUUUGGAUGUUGCUUCAUCUGCUUCAUUCAGGUGAUACGGAUGGACUGUUGUACCCACAAAUCAAACAUCUCCUCAUCUGAUUUGUGAGUGGAGUGAUGAGGGCUUGAUUGAACACCACCAUUGUGGUUAUAUUGGUAUACGCUCACCAGCCACUUUAUUAGGCACACCUUGCUAGUAAAAGGUUGAACCCCC